GAGCCACGGGCACACGGUGGAGACUUGAACGAAAACGGGGGAAGCUCGCUCAAGAACCGGCUGGGCUGACGUCGGGAGCUCAGUAUGUCACAAUACAAAUGCUGAGCCUGGAACCUAAACACUCGUAUAUCCCCCUGAGCGGCAGCAGUUGACGGCCACGCCCCGUAUCUUCCGACCGGAGCCCAAAGAAAAGUGCCGGCGGCGGCGCUACGGUUUGAAAGCCAGCAGGGCGACGAGCGGGCUCACAGUGGAGAGGAAGCCGGAGUGUUGGCUGUUAGUGAACCAUGAGAGAGUAUAAAGUAGUGGUUCUAGGAUCCGGCGGGGUUGGAAAAUCCGCCCUAACCGUCCAGUUCGUGACGGGAUCUUUCAUAGAGAAGUACGACCCCACGAUAGAGGAUUUCUACAGGAAGGAGAUCGAGGUGGACUCCUCUCCGUCCGUCCUGGAGAUCCUGGACACGGCGGGGACCGAGCAGUUCGCCUCCAUGCGAGACUUGUACAUCAAAAACGGCCAGGGUUUCAUCCUGGUCUACAGCCUGGUGAACCAGCAGAGUUUCCAGGACAUCAAGCCGAUGAGAGAUCAGAUCAUUAGGGUGAAAAGGUACGAGAGAGUGCCGAUGAUUCUUGUGGGAAACAAAGUGGACCUGGAGGGGGAGAGGGAGGUGUCGUCUGGUGAAGGGAAGGCACUGGCGGACGACUGGAACUGCCCGUUCAUGGAAACUUCAGCCAAAAACAAAAGCUCUGUGGACGAACUGUUCGCGGAGAUAGUCCGACAGAUGAACUAUGCCUCCACAACAAAUGGCGACGACCAGUGCUGCUCGUCCUGUGUCAUUCUUUAAGGAAAUGGACAACUAUUAAGUUUUAUUCUUUGCCCGGUUUUAAGUUUGCAAUGUGUGUUGCAGCAAGCGUGUACUUUUGAGCUCUUCUUCGUGUCUCACCCUGGCCUUGGAGGAAAAUGAAGGGAGGAAUGCUGCAGGGGGACGAGAGGAGGAGGGAGGGGGGGGCUGAGACAGAGGGAGGGAUCCACUCUUCAGGAAUUCUGCUGGGCUGGAGUAUCUUUGCUGCACGAUCUGUGUCCACCAUUGAUGUCAGAUCCAGAGUUUCUGCAGCAACCCCCUCGCCAAGCGCCAACUGUUCUCCCGAACGGAACUAAACCCCAUUGGAAAAGAUAUGGAGAGCAACACUUACUCAUAAAAGGUUAUUUCUGUAUACGAAGAAGAUGGCGAGGGGAGAGAGUAUAUUUUGUUAAAUAACUGCACAGUCUGGGGCAGGUAAAGAUUUAGGCGAUAUCUCUGCCUAACCCAACUUGGAGCACAACACUCCAAAUCCUAUUUUUCUCCAAAGUCAAAAGAAAUUGACACAUUUAUCUGCUGGUGGAGUACUCAUGAUGCGUGCCAUUCUUUUUUUUUCUUCUUCUUCUUCUUUUUUUUUCCCUCUCCUUCAUUGCCUCUUCAGUGUGUGAGAGGACCUUAACUGAAGGGACAUGGGGACGGCGACCCGAUCGCCCUUGUGUCGAGUGCCUUUCCAAAACAAAUCAGCUGUUCAGAUUUAGUGCCAAUCUACACUUAUCACCAAAAGAACUCAUCAUUCAUCAUGGCAAUCUACAAACCUGUUAACUAAUCUUCUGGAUAAUCCUAUAAAGGUGGAGGCUAAAAAAAAAAAAAAGACAGUAGUAUUUUUGUGAAUGGAAUGGCGUUUUUCUGUAUGUUUUUACGUUGGCCUUUUUGAAGUCUAAGGUGUUAACUUUGCAAUGUCUGCUCGGUCUGGCUAAACCUAUAUCUUGACAUGAACAGGUACUGGAACCCCAUCGACGUGAUAACGUCGUCAAAGGCUUACCUGCCGGACAACUUAAAUCAAAGGAAUUCUGUUUGUUUUGUUUACUUUGUUGUUUUUAACAGGAAAUGUGAUGAUGUACCGUUGACAAAUCUAACCUGAUUGUAAGAAUAACAUCAGACCAGCCAUUUACAAUGGGCUGUCUGGUUUAAAAAAAAGAAAAGAAAAGACUUUUAAUACAAAUUGCAUUUUUUUUUAAAAGAAUCCAAGCUGUGUUUUCUCUUUGUUGAAAUCUUGUUUCAGCGUCUUUAUCAGCGUGGCUAACUGCCAGUUUGCUCAGCCUAAACAAUGUUAUCAUGAACAGGUGUCACUUGUUAAACACGAACUUUGUAUGUUUGCAUACAAAAACAGAGCUGGAUUGCUUCAAAUAUAAAGUUAUGUGUGGGUUUAAUUUGGAGUUAACCUGACUUAACCCACAAAACUCACAUUUUACUUAAGCGGUUUAUGAGGCGAGAUUGUGUAGUAGCCCAAAGGUCAGUAGGAAAUAGGAAGUUAAUAAGAAACUACAAUGCACAUUUAUUGUUGGAUUAACUCAGUGGGCACCUUAAAUUACCCCUGAGCAAGGCACCCAAUCCCCCCAUUGCUCCCCGGGCUCACAUAAGUGCUGCCCACUGCACCUGCGCCCGGCUUAUGUGUGUUCAUUACUGGUGUGUAAUAAAGAUUGGGUUAAAUGCAGAGGACAAAUGCAAAAUGUAAUUCUAAUAACUUUAAUUGCACAUGAAAACCAUUUUGGGGUCUCCUCUAAAAGUUUUUGAUUUAUCUCC
Messenger RNA from Solea senegalensis (Senegalese sole), 2594 nucleotides. RefSeq names its product ras-related protein Rap-2b. Gene Ontology annotation, biological process: Rap protein signal transduction; negative regulation of cell migration. The record is from RefSeq and is a predicted model, not a curated record. The coding region runs from base 285 to 836 and encodes 183 amino acids. NCBI's taxonomy places the organism in Eukaryota, Metazoa, Chordata, Actinopteri, Pleuronectiformes, Soleidae. The transcript is spliced from 2 exons. Gene Ontology annotation, molecular function: GDP binding; GTPase activity; GTP binding. Gene Ontology annotation, cellular component: plasma membrane.